UCACUAAAGCAGAGUGAGUCCAACAGUCCAGAAAGGUUGAAACCUGCAAGACAAAGAAACAUUGAGGUUAAAACGUUAACUACAACUACUCAAGAACAGACAGUUGUGACCUGCAUGUUCUGCAAAGGGCCCAAUCAUGUGCUCACGAGAUGUAGAGGCUUUCUGGAAAAGGCUGUAACUGACAGAGUCAAGUUUAUUAGAACAGAGGGAUUGUGCUUUGGUUGUCUCCAGCCUGGCCACCAGUCAAAGGGCUGUAACAACCGAAGUAUUUGUGAAAAGUGCAACAAAGGACAUCCUACGUGCUUGCACGAAGAACGUAACAAACAAGAGCAAAUUCCACAACAAAACGAGAUGGAUGUAAGUUAUAAAAAUCCAACUCAAGGGAAGCAACCUCAAACUCAAGGAGCGACAUCUACGGCUACAACGAACAGAGUCAUCUGUCAAGAAGGUCACACACAAACUUCAGCAAUAGUUCCUGUUUGGCUCUCGUCUUCUACAGAACCAACACGAGAAAUACUGACGUACGCUCUGCUAGACUCUCAAAGUGAUACUACCUUCGUCCUCAGUGAGAUUGCAGAAUCUCUGGAUACUCCUAAAGAAUCAGUCAAGUUAGAGUUAUCGACUAUCACGUCAAAGAAUACAAUCGUUCAGUCUCAAAAGGUAAAGAAUCUACAAGUUCGUGGGUUUUACUCAAACAAAACUAUUCCUUUGCCACCUGCUUUCACGCGAGAGUUUAUUCCAGCUAACAAAGAUCAUAUUCCGUCAAAUGAGACUGCGAGGGCUUGGGCGCAUCUGAAGCAUCUUCAAGCAGAGAUAGCUCCUCUGCAGGAAUGUGAAGCAGGACUGUUAAUUGGAUACAACUGCUCGCAAGCAUUACUUCCGAGACAGGUUGUGUCAGGCAAAGAAAAUGAACCCUACGCACAGCGUACAGACCUCGGCUGGAGUAUAGUGGGACAAGGUAGCCAAUGCCUGAACUUUGGAGAUGCUAUUGGCAUCAGUCAUCGCAUCAUAGUGAAAAGGGUCGUCCCAGACCUUAAUCCUUCUGUUGAUCUACAGACAAAGAUACAUUACGUAAACAGAACUAAAGUGAAAGACAUCACUCCUUCUGAGAUCAUUAAGGCACUAGAGAUAGACUUCCCAGAAAGAGGAGUUGAUGACAAGAAGGUGUCUCAAGAUGAUUUUAAGUUUCUUUCUAAACUUAAAGAAACCAUCAAGCAGAACGACGACGGACAUUAUGAGAUGCCACUGCCAUUUCGUGAUGAACGACCUAAACUACCAGACAACAGAAUAUGUGCAGUGUACCGUCUGAAAUGUUUGGAGAAAAGACUAAGGCGAAACAAAGAGUACUGCAAGGAUUAUGUCAAGUUCAUGGACGAUAUGAUCUCCAGAGGUGACGCAGAAAGGGUUCCGGAACAAGAGUUAAACAAUCCUGCGUGGUAUAUUCCCCACCACGGGGUCUAUCAUCCACACAAACCAGGGAAAAUCCGAAUAGUAUUCGACUGUUCGGCCAAGUACCAAGAGACGUCCCUGAAUGACCAUCUGUUGACUGGUCCCGAUUUAACAAACACAUUGGUGGGAGUGCUGUGUCGCUUUCGCAACGGUCCUAUCGCAUUAAUGUGCGAUAUAGAGAGAAUGUUCCACCAGUUUUAUGUAGAAAAGGGAGAUCAAGAUUACCUACGUUUCUUAUGGUGGGAGCAAGGAGACCCUAGCACGACACCAUCGGUCUAUAGAUUGAAGGUCCACUUGUUCGGAGCAGCUUCAUCUCCUGGAUGCGCCAAUUUCGGCCUGAAACAUCUUGCGGCGCAAGGACAAGGUCGGUUCAAGGAGAAUGUCAUUCGAUUCAUCCAAAGAAAUUUCUAUGUCGAUGACGGCUUGGCGAGCGUCUCAACAGAGAAGGAGGCUAUUCAGCUUGUGAAAGACUCAAGAGACUUAUGUGCUACGGGCAAACUGAGACUCCAUAAGUUUGUGUCAAACAGUGAACAAGUACUUGCGUCUAUUCCUGAAGAGGAACGAGCAACAACUAAGACCCAAGACAUGUCUCUUAGUUUACCUCACAUUGAAAGAGCGCUUGGAGUCGAAUGGUGUGUUUCAUCGGAUACAUUUAAGUUCAGGGUACAAGUCAAAGCCAAUCCGUUGACCAGAAGAGGUGUACUUUCCACUGUCGCCUCAAUCUAUGAUCCUUUAGGGUUCAUAGCACCAUUUGUCCUUCUAGGCAAACAAGUUCUCAAACAGAUGUGUAAAGACAAAGUAGACUGGGACGAAGAAAUUCCAGACUAUUUGAGACCUCAAUGGGAGUCAUGGAUUACAGAUCUACCAGAACUAGCUGAUGUACAAAUCAAGAGAUGUUACAUUCCUCCUGAUUUUGGACGAGUCAACGGCUUUGAACUUCAUCACUUUGCCGAUGCAAGCACAUCAGGUUAUGGCGAAUGUUCCUAUUUACGAGUCACUAACCAAGAAGGCCAAGUCCAUUGUUGUUUAGUCAUGGGCAAAGCAAGAAUCACACCCAACAACAUUAUGACUAUUCCAAGACUUGAGCUUUUAGCAUCAGUCGUGGCAGUUAGAGUCAGUGACCUGUUAAGAAACGAACUAGAAAUAAAGGAUUUAAAGGAGUUCUUUUGGACAGAUUCCACAGUAGUUCUUGGCUACUUAAAUAAUGAUGCCAAACGAUUCCAAGUAUUCGUGGCUAAUCGUGUACAAAGAAUUAAAUCUAGUACGACUCCAGAACAAUGGGCUUACGUUGCAUCAGAAGAUAAUCCUGCGGAUCACGCUUCCCGGGGUUUAACUGCAAAACAGUUGAAGUCGUCCAACUGGUUUACGGGUCCAGUGUUUCUCUGGACAGAGAAACUACCGGAAAGAAAUAUCAAUGUGGGGAAGAUCAAGGAUGAAGAUCCUGAGCUUCGUAAAACUAUCGCAUGUGCCACCGAAGUGAGAAAGGAGAGAACAAUGUUGGCACGUCUCCAGAAGUUCUCAGAUUGGUCCAGAUUGGUCAGAGCUGUAGCAAGGCUGAGACAUAAAAUCAAAACGUACAAAGGUAUAAUAACAACCAUAGAAAGAGAUACAAGUUUAGAAGAAAGGAAGGAGUCUGAACUUGUAAUCAUCAAGCUUGUCCAAGCCGAAGCUUUCUCAGAGGAGAUAAAUGCUCUGAGAACAAAGAAAACAGUUCCUGAGUCAAAGGAUGGCAGGCUGUGUCGAUUGUGUCCGUUUCUGGAUGAGGAAGGGAUACUUCGAGUCGGAGGACGUUUGACUCAUGCAUCACUUCACCCUCAUGUGAAGCAUCCCGCGAUUCUACCGAAAGAGAGUCAUAUUUCUACUUUGCUUGUCAGACAUUUUCAUGCAAAGGUUGAACAUCAAGGACGUGGAAUGACAAUGAACGAACUACGAGCUAAUGGAUGGUGGAUCCUUGGCUGCAGCAGUUUGGUUUCUUCGCAAGUCUACAAAUGCCUCAAAUGCAGGAAAUACAGGAGAGGUACUGAAACACAGAAAAUGGGAGACUUACCUUCAGACAGAAUUGAACCAACUCCACCCUUUACGUGUGUUGGGAUGGACUGUUUCGGACCACUUUACGUUAAGGAUGGACGUAAAGAGCUGAAGAGAUAUGGUCUAAUACUAACUUGUCUUUGUUCCCGAGCUAUCCACAUAGAAGUGGUAGAUGAUCUGAGCACAGAUUCAUUCAUAAAUGCUUUGAGGGCGUUUAUUGCUAUCAGAGGGAAUGUUCGCCAACUGAGAUGUGAUAGAGGAACCAAUUUUGUUGGCGCUCAAAGAGAAUUUGCAAACCUGAUGAAGGACAUGGAUCAGGAAAAGUUCAAAGCUUUCGGUUGCGACUUUCUCAUGAAUCCCCCUUCGGCGAGUCAUAUGGGAGGAGUAUGGGAAAGGCAGAUAAGGACAAUAAGGAGUGUUCUUUCUGCUAUUCUUGAUCGUUCAGCAAGAAGACUGGAUUCAACGUCAUUAAGAACCCUUUUGUAUGAAGUUAUGGCGAUCAUUAACAGCAGGCCGCUGUCUGCUGAGAGUCUGAAUGAUCCUGCUGGACCGGAGCCAUUAACGCCUAAUCAUAUUCUAACUAUGAAGUCAACCAUCAUUCAGCCUCCUCCUGGACAGUUCCUGAAAGAAGAUAUUUAUCUUCGAAAGAGAUGGAAAAGAGUGCAGUACUUGGUCAAUGACUUUUGGAUCCGUUGGAGGAAGGAGUACUUACUCAACUUACAAGCAAGACAAAAGUGGCAUGUAUCUAAAAGAGACUUGAAGGUCGGAGAUAUUGUUCUACUCCAAGAAGAUUUUGCGCCACGUAAUACAUGGAAGAUGGCUAGAGUCACAGAUGUCUUUCCUGGGGCAGACAAUAAGGUUAGAAAGGUCAGACUCUUAGUUCGAGAAAGUACAGUCAACAAACAGGGUACAUCUACGACUAAGACAGUUUCACUUGACCGACCUAUUCACAAGGUUAUUGUUUUGGUUGAAGCUGAGUGAUUCCUUUUCGAAUUUAUGUUUACACUUGUUAGUUUAUUUCAAGGAAAUCUCACAAAAUGAUUGUGACAUUCGGUGGGAGUGUAACUGCAGCAUAUAGUCUCACAAUGUAAUCCAUAUAGUUCGCUGUUGAAGUUCUAUUAUGUGUAGUCUAACAUGUCACCUCUAGAGGGUGCUAUCAGCUACCGGAUGAAUAGAUGAGCCAACGGUAAUCAGUUGCAAGCUGUACUGAGACUUGCUUGUGAGAAGUGUCAGUUGUCAGUUGAAGGAGCAGCUGGAGGAAACUGUUACGUGUUUCGCUUCGGGAUUAACGGCAGAUAAGCAUGGACUUUGGUCGGUAGAUGAGCCAGAAGAAGUGGAAAAGAAGAAAAUUAGUUAAUUCCUUUCGGCAGCACGCAGCCAACGAGUUUUCACGGUGGAUAAAGGUGUAUGAAAGUUCAUUAAAUUCACCAGUUGGAGGAAACCACUUGUGUCCGAACGUGCUUCAGGGGAAUUACAACAUCCAUAGCC
Messenger RNA from Nothobranchius furzeri (turquoise killifish), 4965 nucleotides. Lineage: Eukaryota; Metazoa; Chordata; Actinopteri; Cyprinodontiformes; Nothobranchiidae. The record is from RefSeq and is a predicted model, not a curated record.